GAAUGGGCGGAGGGCUCUUCCGUCCGCCAUGCUUGGCUUGGCUCUGUGGCCGAACGUGUGUGAGCAGCGCUGUGAGCGCGUGUGCAGCGCUGUGAGCGGGCGAACGGAAGCAGCAUCAUGGACUCAGUGACCUUUCAGGAUGUGCUUGUGAACUUCACUCAGGAAGAGUGGGCUUUGCUGGACAAUUCCCAGAAGAGUCUAUACAAAGAUGUGAUGCUGGAGACCUGCAGGAACCUCACUGCUAUAGGCUACCAAUGGGAAGACUACAAUAGUGAAGAACCUUGUCAAAGUUCUAGAAGAAAUGGAAGGUAAUUCUCAUGUGAAAGAUGGUACCAAGGUCCCUUUGAAGAAAUUUUAACGUCUCCUGGUAAUUUCAGGACAAUCAACAGAAAAAAAACAAGCACAGCUUUAAAUGUAUUGAUGAUUAUUAUAUUUUCACAAAGCUUUAUUCUUCAGUGUAAAGUAGCUGUUUGGUGUUUCUAAUACAUUUCACUAAGAAACAACACUAGGAUCCUGGUAUUAAAAUAUCACUUUUUUAGCUAUGAAGGAUUUAUCAUCCUUCAAUAGGCAUAUCAUAUAUCUCUCUAGAUACAAGCCAUGUGUGCAUACAGGAUAUGGAAAUAUGCAAUGUACCUCUUUUUCUCUAAGAACUGUUCAUAGUUAUAGGAGCCCCAACUAUGAAUAGACCUGGUGAAUGUGAUACAUGUUUACAGUUAAUUGGUUUUCAACCUUCAUUAGAAAUAUAUCAGGAAAGUAACACUGGAAAAAAGCCCUAUGAAUACAAGCAGUGUGGAAAGCCUCCAGUUUGUCCUGGUUCAUUUGGUACAGGCAGAGUGGCUCACACUAUAGGAUAAUGUUAUACGUGUGAUCAGUGUGGUAAAUCUCUGUGUUCUUCCAGUUCUCUUCAAAGGCAUGAAAAAAGUCAUAGUAGAAAGAAACUCCAUGAAUCUAAUCUAUGUGGUAAAGCCUUUGCAUAUCAGAGUCAACUUCAAAGGCAUAAAAGCAUUCAUCCUGGCGAGAAACCCUAUGAAUGUAAUCUAUGUGGUAAAGCCUUUGUGUGUAACAGUCACCUUCAAAGGCAUGGAAGAGUUCAUACUGGUGAGAAACCUUAUGAGUGUACUCAAUGUGGUAAAGCCUUUACAUGUCCCAGCAGUCUUGCAAAUCAUGAAAGCCGUCAUACUGGAGAGAAACCGUAUAAAUGCAAUCAGUGUGGUAAAGCUUUUGCAAGCCGUGCUGAUCUCCGAGGGCAUGAAAGAUUUCAUACUUUAGAAAAGCCCUAUAGAUGCAAUUAUUGUAGUAAAGCUUUUGCAUAUCCUAGUAAUCUUCGAUAUCAUGAAAGAAUUCAUACAGGAGAGAAACCAUAUGAUUGCAAUCAUUGUAGUAAAGCUUUUGCAUGUCGCAGUGAUCUCCUAAGGCACAAAAGAAUUCAUACUGGAGAGAAACCCUAUGAAUGUGAUCAGUGUGGUAAAGCCUUUGCAAAUCACAGUCAUCUUCAAAGACAUAAAAACAUUCAUACUGGAAAGAUACCCUAUGAAUGUAAUCAUUGUGGUAAAGCUUUUCCGUAUCGUAGUCAACUUCAAAUUCAUAAAAGAAGUCAUACAGGAAAAGAACCUUUCAAGUGUAAUCACUGUGGUAAAUCCUUUCUAUCUCCCAAUAUUCUUCAAAGGCAUACAAGAAUUCAUACUGGAGAGAAAAAAACCCUAUCAGUGUGAUCCUAUGUGGUGUACACUCUGUAUGUCACAAUAAUUUUCAAAUACCACGAAUUAUGUCAUACUGGAAAGUAACUCUGUAACUGUAAUUAGUGUGCUGAAAUUUUUUAUGUCACAGUAGCCUUGGAGAGCAUGGAAGAUGCCAUACUGGAGCGAAAGUGUAAAUGUGAACAAUGAAGUAAGGCUUUCACAAGUCACAGUCAUUUUCAAAGACCUGAAGGAACUCCUUCUGGAGUGCAACCAUAUGAACGUAAACGGUGUGCAUAGCAAACUCCAUUUCAGAUACUCAUACAGCAGAAGAACUUAAGGAUGUGUAUAGUUCCGUUUCUGUUGCUGAGAUUUAAAAAAUGCAUUUCUAAGUUAACUUACUGAAGACUUUGGGUUAUGGUUCCAUAAUCCAUCAUGACAGGGAGGCAUGGUAGCUGAAGCAGGAAGCUGAGAACUCACAUUCUCAACCUGAAGCAUGAAGCAAAGAGUGGGAACUGGAAAUGAUGCAAGGCAUUAAACUCUCAAAACUCACCGCCAGUGACAUAUUUCCUCCAGCAAAGUGACAUUUCCUAAAUUAUGCCACCAAUUAGGGACACAUUGCCACCGAUUAGGGACACAAUGUUCAAAAUACCCAAAAGUUUGGAGGAUGUUUCUCAUUCAGAUCAACAUAGAGAGGUAAUGCCUUUUUAAGUUACUGUCAUCUCUAAAUACAUAAAUGAAAUACUGCACAGAAACUCUGUGUGUAAAAAGUCUUUAGCCAGCAUGCCUGCUUUCAGUUAUGUGAAGAAAUCUAUGAUGGAGAAAACUUUGUAGGUGUGACUGUAGAUGCUGCAACAACUGGCUUAGAGGAAUGAACACAGCAGAAAAACAGUCAGAAGUGGAAAUGUUUAUUUAAAGAUGUGUUGAUUUUUAAUUGUGUGGUGUUGGUGUGUUUGCAUGUGAGUGUGCGCAAAGCAGCCAGAGGUAUUGUAUCUCCUAUUGCAAUAAAUAGUAGGAAGUUGCCAGCCAUCUGCCCUUGGUCCUGAGAAUUAACUUAACUACUGGGCCUUCUUGCUAGCUGUGGAAGUAAUAUUUUAAGCAAUAUUUAAGUAUAUUUACCUUUUGUCAGAAAACAGGAAAGAACUCAUACACUAGAAAAACCUUAUUCAUGUAAACAAUUUGGUAAAGACAUUAGGCAUCACACUUAUCUUCAGUGUUAAUAAAAAUGUUUGCUUCAUCAUUUCACCAUAGUUUUGAAAUAAAUAUAAUUUUCCAUGUUCACUGAAGUGCAUAUCACUCCAAUGUUGUUUGCGGUUUGAAACUUUGGGGGGUAGCCAUUGAUGUGUGCAGUAGAUGUGGUAAAUCUCUCUACUGAAGUUUAUUUGGAAGUUUUUAUUUUCCUUCUAUGAUUUCUGUUUCUCUCCUAUUGUGCUUUUACUUGGUAAUUAGUAUUUUUCUGCUGCAAUAUAUAGACUUGGAUGCCCAUCAUUCAAGUGGUUCACUUUUUAUGUAAAUACCAAGCAGUAUGUGAUCAUAUUAUUCAAGGAAUAGUAUCUUUGAACUUAGGAUGCAGAAUUGUACCUCCAAUAUUUCAUGUUGAAUCAAAUGGUCUUAAUAAUGUAAAUGUUCAAAUGAUUGAUAGCAGGAUACCAGGAUGACCUCGUGUAUCUGAAGCAGCAUUUCCACUUGUGGGAUGCUCCAUCACUCCUAUGUCUCAUAACACUCCUGGUGUUGUUUCUAUUCUAUCAGACAUUUCUGUGGUGUUUGUGUGUGAUCUGGUCAUGGGCAUGUAGGCUGCACCAAUCUAGAUAGGAGCCCGCAGGUGUCCUGCCAGAUAAAACUUAAGCAGCCAGGACAGUGUGACACUGAAACAGCCAGCCUGCCUACAAUAGAAAUGUUUAAGUAAAAGGAGCCCCUCGGUGCUUCUGAGAACUGUUUCUCUGUCUGUACUCUCUGUGGGUGUACUGCAGUGUACAACAUACUCUACCUACUUUUGUUUAUUGUUUUCUUUUUAAAACUAAUUUUUCUUAAGUGCAUAAACACAUCUCUGAGUGCAUGAGUAUGCAAGUAUGUUUUAUGGGAAAAUCUUUUAAAAAUAAAUUGAAAUUAAAAACAA
Alexandromys fortis (reed vole) is the source of this 3792-nucleotide messenger RNA. RefSeq names its product zinc finger protein 120-like. The transcript is spliced from 3 exons. Bases 118 to 312 code for a protein of 64 amino acids. Gene Ontology annotation, biological process: regulation of DNA-templated transcription. The record is from RefSeq and is a predicted model, not a curated record. Lineage: Eukaryota; Metazoa; Chordata; Mammalia; Rodentia; Cricetidae.